GGAUUAUAAAAUACUAUAUCACAGAGAUGAUUAUUCAGCCAUCAGAGAAAAGAUUUGUCAUGAUACCACGGUCUCAGUUUGUACAGAGCAUUAUAGCUCAGUGUCUUGUGGAACUGUCCUCUUCUAGAAGCACAUUUAGGUUCAGCAUACAAGGGCGUGAUGGAAAGGUCUACAUCUUGAUGUGGCUUUUAAAUGUUGACACGUUAUUGGUGGAGUCUCUGGGAAAUUCAGCUCCUAGCAAUGUUUUUACAUUGUUUGAAGAUAGUUUGAGGUCUCAUGCCAAAUCAUCAGGCAAUUGGAAUGCUGUCAAAGUUCUUUACCAUCCCUGCAUUAAAAACAGGAAUAAGGACCUUGCUGAUUCAUGGGGAAAUGAUAUUGGAGUUCACUCCCUAAUAUUUCCAUCAAAAACAUGUUUGGAAUUGCUGCUGAUACUGAGUUUGAGUAAUGCUUCUCUGCCGCCUUCACUUCGCUGCAUGAACUCCUUCCAGGUUGCCUUUUUAAAGGUAUGAAGAAUCCAGACACAUUAGUUGAAAAUUCUUCUCAAGUUAACUUUCAAAUGGUACACACAAAUUUAAGGAUAAUUUCAGAGCCAUUGAGGAUAAAAAGAAAGACAUUUUAUUUCAUCCUUUUUCUAGCUUGCUAUUUGAUUAUGAAAAUACAAAGCCAGUAACAGAGAGCAAUAACUAACUCAGGGAGGCAUAUGCUACAUGCCUGGAGUUCUGAGAGUGACUUACCUCCCAUGUCAGAAAACUGGUAUUUCUGUAAUGAUGACCCCUUCAUUGCCAAGGGUGAAGAAAUUAUGUGCCAACCUCUCUAUGGCACAGUGCUUCAUAAACCGAUUUGUCUUGCAUGGAAAAUGAAGAACGGGCAGCCAAUAGAAGGUAUAAAGUAUUCAAUGUAGUGAAUUCUAAGACAUGCAUGCAGUACUUUUUUCUACUUUGUUUCGGUUGAUAAACCUAAAAGGUCACCAGAUAAAUAGAAUUCGAAAAUACAAAAUGAUGUUUUCCAGCAACCUUGGGCCUGCAUCACACACAUUCCUUUUCAAGAGAGAAACUGGUAUUUCAGUGCCUGUACUCUGUGUAAAACUAAAUGAGAUUGACACUGCUUCCAUUAAAAUUUACAACAAAAAGAUUUUGUGAUUACUUGAAAGAAAUGACCCUGCAACUUUAAAAAGAAGCAUGCAUGCUAAUGUAGGCUUUGUAGGGGCUGUUAGGAGUUCUUUUGACAGAAUUCAUCUGUGUCCAGGGCAAUACAUCCUUGCAUACAUUGUCCUUCUGAGGUACCUCAUCCCUUCUUUGGAGAGACCACAUGUUUGGGUGGCAGAAAGUUGGGCAAGCUGCCAUAUUAGGGCAUUUAUUCACAGACUUUUUUUCCAGCUACACGCCAGUGAUCUGCUACUUCAGAGCAGACUCAACUGCUUCACACAUGAGCUGAGGCGAACUGCACUGCGCCCCGUGUAGUUGUAUAAGCAGCGAAGUGCGCGUCAGUGUGCAGAAAAGGGCGGUGCUGCACUUCUGAACUAAAGCAUCUCCAA
Messenger RNA from Alligator sinensis (Chinese alligator), 1534 nucleotides. Its product is annotated as E3 ubiquitin-protein ligase E3D-like. Gene Ontology annotation, cellular component: ubiquitin ligase complex; cytosol; nucleus. Gene Ontology annotation, biological process: protein polyubiquitination; protein monoubiquitination; proteasome-mediated ubiquitin-dependent protein catabolic process. Gene Ontology annotation, molecular function: ubiquitin conjugating enzyme binding; ubiquitin protein ligase activity; cyclin binding. The record is from RefSeq and is a predicted model, not a curated record. NCBI's taxonomy places the organism in Eukaryota, Metazoa, Chordata, Crocodylia, Alligatoridae. The annotation marks the transcript as partial. The transcript has 5 exons.